UUGCGGCUCUCUUCGAAAGCCGACAUCCUCCGCCUAGAUGAGGUGACUCGCAGGCCAGACAACGAAAAACGCAGGAAAAUCAUCAGCAAAAUCCGUCUCGACACGGAGCUGCCGAGGUACGGACUCGACCGCUGCUGCGUCGAGGAGAGCCAAGCCAUGAUCGACGAGAACAACCGGGCAUUCAACGGUCACAUUUCCUCUCUCUUCAGAGUUCUGUCCGCGUGGGAGAGCACGGGUCUCACACUCGAGCUCAGAGCCUUUUCGAUCAAUGAUGAGAGACACAUAUUGAAAAGGAACCCAAGUGUGCGCACCGAUCGUUACUUGACAUGUCCGUCAUCCGACAUGUCACCAAGACCCCUGCAACUCACCCUGGGGAGCCUUCUCGACGUCGAAGAUGAUCUCCCAGAAGUCUCGGCUGUAACCCAAUUCAUCGUCAGCCGAGAGAAUCUCAGAGGUCUGGGCCCAGCAACACUUGCCCAACUCGUCAAAAGGCUCCCUCGCCUCCAGGACAUCGUAUAUGAGUCCUGGCGAGAUAUCGACGAGGAGGGUCAAAAGAAGCGCGACGCGGCGAUUGAAGCUUUGCUUGGCGGGCUUCAGUCCCAUUUAUUCAUCAAAAAUGUUUCGAUUUGGGAAGCCCAUCAGCUUGAUCCUCGGCAGUUGGAUAGACCAGGAAACCCCGCCCUAGCGUUAGCAGCAGCGAAGUUGUCUCAGCGACUGAAGAGUUUCUCUGCAUCUUUCGUCUUCGACGCGCUGGACUUCUUCUCGUACUGCGAGCGAAUUCCUCUCAGCUCUUGGCCGAAGUUGGAGUCGAUCGCCUUGACGUCUGGGGUGGUUGGAAACUCGAGAGCCCUCGUCGCGGACCGGCUCAUCAUACAAGCCGGGCAGGUGGCCCUGCGUAUGCCCAAGCUGCGACUCAUGGAACUGUGGCACAGCGACCAGAGUGGGUAUCAAUGGUUCCUGUUUCGGUAUGAGAUUGUGAAAAAAAGACCAAAGGUGAUGAUUCAGGUAGCAAUGCGGGAGUUGAAGCUGAGCCAGAGGGCUCGCGAGGUCUGGUCCCGGGUGGCGGCAUCUGUCCCCGGGCCCGGCCUUGAAGUAGAAGACACGACCCCGAACGGCUUGAAAAUCUUUCCGGUGAAGAUCAGACUGCGGUCUAACGUCCGACAAGAUAUCACGACAAGGGUUCCCCUUCCCUAG
Messenger RNA from Colletotrichum karsti, 1194 nucleotides. RefSeq lists its product as uncharacterized. The transcript has a single exon. NCBI's taxonomy places the organism in Eukaryota, Fungi, Ascomycota, Sordariomycetes, Glomerellales, Glomerellaceae. The record is from RefSeq and is a predicted model, not a curated record.